GGCGAGAUAGAGCCGCCGAUUCCACGGCCAUAAAACCCCACAGCAUCAAUUAACUGCUUCUCAGUUAAGUAGCUAGUGCAGCGAAUGGCAGGUGUUUUCCCUUAAGCCUCACCUUCUUAAGGACCGUCGCCAGUGGAUAUUAAAUUCAGGAGCUAUUUACUUCGGAUCCCAUCAGCAUGUGUCUGCCGGAAAGAGUGGGUGGCCCUGCAAUACAGAGUAUUGCCACAGCUUUAGGCAAUAUUAUCUGUUUUAACUUUGGCCUUAUGUUUGGCAUCACACCGGCGCAUAUGGCUCUCUAUGAGUCGGAGGAACGGACCCCUUUAAAUGAGGCCACCGAUCCGGCGGGAACUGCGUGGCUGACGGGAUACCUUUUCCUCAGUGCCGCCGUUGGAGCCCUUAUCUCUGGAGUACUGGCUUUAAGAAUUGGACCCAAGUCCGUGUUGCUCUGCUCUGGACUACUUCAAAUCUCCGGCUGGGCUUGCAUUCAUUUUGGCUACGAUAUAGUGCACAUCUACGCCUCUCGUAUGUUUGCGGGCGUGGCAUCUGGAGCUGGUUUUGUCGUGCUUCCAAUUUUCAUUAACGAAAUCGCGGAGUCCAGGGAAAAAGCCGCCAGGCUUACAUUCACCAUCGAGCUGUGGAGGACGCUGGGCAUCCUGAUUGGAUUCGGACUGGGUUUCUACUUGCCUUACGACCUGGUCAAUAUCGUGGGAUGUGCCGUGUCCUUUGUGUUCACCAUGUCGUUCCCCUUCGUACAGGAGAGUCCGCAUUACUAUCUACGGAGGAAUAAUGUAGCCAGCUUGGAGAAGUCACUGCGAUGGUAUCGUGGCAUCAGGGAUAUUGAUGAUCGCAAGAAGCCCGAAUACCUUAGCGAAUUGGCUGAGUUUCAGGCUGAACUGAACAGCAAGGCCAAGAAUGUGGGCUCGACACCCAUGUCACAUGGAUAUAUCAUCCGGUUGACUUUCGUCAGCUUUUUACUGACCGUCUGUGCCAAGCUGAGUGGUGUGUUUGUGGAGCUAAACUAUGCUGCGGAUUUCCUUGGACGAACAGGGUAUUCCACAGAAACUAAUUACGUGGUAUUGGCCAGCGCCCAGUGCUUCGGAGCACUCCUUGCCCGCCUCGUUGGUCCACGGUUGCCGCGAAAGCUCCUGCUUUGCUUCUCCUCUCUUUUUUCUGCAGCGGCAGUAGUGGCAUUGGCAGUGUUCAAGGUUUACGGAAAGCUUUGGCUGCUGGGCACCUGGGCGGAUCAGUAUUUGCCAAUCAUCCUCCUGGCUUUUCAGCUCGCCUUUGUCAGCUUCGGUCUUUAUCCUUUGGCUGCUGUUGUUAGCAGCGAAGUAUUGCCCACUAAGCUUCAUGAUUUGCUGUAUUCAUUGGCAUCUGCUGUUUCCUGGCUGCUGCUCUUCGGCAUGAUAGAGGCAUUUAAUGCAAUAAAGGCCACAAUUGCUCCGGGUCUGGUACUUUACCUGUGGGUCUUUGCCGGCGCCUCAAUAUUCGUGGGUCUGAUUUCACUACCACUUUUGCCGGAAACGCGCAACCGUCGUCCUUCGGCGGUGCAACGUGAACUGGGCUAUGUGGACGAUGGCGGAGUGGCCAAGGGAACGGCGGUGACCAACGGACACAUCGCCACCCACAUCUGAGAUGCUCGAGUGCUUACUCCUGUUAGCUUUACUACGAUAUUAAUAUUUUUAUUUAGUUUUAAUGUGCCCUAAAGCGCUUACCAAAGUAUUAAAUGAAAUGAAAACAAA
Messenger RNA from Drosophila eugracilis, 1742 nucleotides. Its product is annotated as facilitated trehalose transporter Tret1. Gene Ontology annotation, cellular component: membrane. The record is from RefSeq and is a predicted model, not a curated record. Bases 177 to 1634 code for a protein of 485 amino acids. Gene Ontology annotation, molecular function: transmembrane transporter activity. Lineage: Eukaryota; Metazoa; Arthropoda; Insecta; Diptera; Drosophilidae. The transcript has 6 exons. Gene Ontology annotation, biological process: transmembrane transport.